Molecule: messenger RNA, 16181 nt
Organism: Falco peregrinus (peregrine falcon)
Lineage: Eukaryota; Metazoa; Chordata; Aves; Falconiformes; Falconidae
Gene: INO80D
Product: INO80 complex subunit D
Exons: 12
Coding region: 890-3979 (1029 amino acids)
Cellular component (GO): nucleus
Source: RefSeq, a predicted model, not a curated record
UUUCCAGAAAGCUGAUCUUAAUAGGUUAUAAAGAAAUUAUUUCUUCGUCCACAUGCCUUUAUAUUUUAUUUUUAUUUAAAAUAAAAAGUCCCCAAAAUUAUAAAAAAAUUGGUUUUGGCCAUUCGGCUCCCUCCCCCAAAUUGACACUUUAUAAAAACCUUCUGUACUUUUUUUCCCCCUCCCUCUCUCCCUCUUACUACCUCCAAGAUGGUAGGAAAGUUGUUGUUUUGGAGGGCAGAGGAGCCGCUCUCUGAUGUUAUGUCCUCUCAGUGCCUGUAGUGGUGCUGUAGGAGGCUGCUGGCUCUCUUCUUGAGCAGCCCCAGCAGCCCUGCCUUCUUUGCUGGAGAAUAUAUUCAGGGAUUCCCCUUAAUAAUCACCUACCCUCUGAGCACUUUGUAGUUUUAAAAUAAUAAAGAGCCCCCAAAGCUUCCUCCCCACAAAAAGCAGGAUCUUCUCAGAGCCAGGGGGGCAGCAGCUCCUCAGCACAGAGCCCGAGCCCAUUCCCAGUCCCUCUGCUGGGGAGGAAACUCUGAUCUGUCAGCCCAACAGAGGGAAAGGGGGGAGAGGAGAGAGAGGAGAAAAAAAAAGCAGCUGGAAAGGGAAAACAACGUCUGGUAGUUGCGAAGUGAGUCCACUGGAAAACCCACCCAGGCGCUUCACCCCGCACAGGUGACAGGGCUCCGGUUCCUAACGCGGGAGGUGUCUCGGUUUGGUCAUGUCCCCUAACGUGUCUUUUAGCUCAAAAUGUUAACAGUUUUGUACAGACAAUCUGCUUCAUCUUGAUUCAUCAUCAUUCCAGGAUAGUGGUGUCCUUGGGGCUCUCUCUUAACAUUGAUAUGGUACAGAAGAUUUAAAAUCAGCUGAUGUUCACAAGGAAUAGAGUCACGUGAUGUAUGAAGGCAAACACAUACACUUCUCUGAGGUUGACAAUAAGCCCUUGUGCUCAUAUAGCCCCAAACUGUGCAAGCAGAGGCGACUUAACGGCUACGCCUUCUGUAUCAGACACGUUCUGGAGGACAAGACUGCCCCCUUCAAGCAAUGUGAAUAUGUGGCCAAGUAUAACAGCCAACGCUGCACCAACCCCAUCCCCAAAUCUGAGGACCGUAGGUACUGCAACAGCCACCUGCAGGUACUUGGCUUUAUACCGAAAAAGGAGAGGAAGAAAAAGAAUGAUCCCAUAGAGGAGGUAAAGGUCAGGCAUCAGAUGGAUGCUAUGGCUUUCAGUCUGACAGUGCCCACUCUGGCCUUGAAGAUGCCCAACGGACUGGAUGGGAUGUCCCUCUCCCCGCCAGGGGCUAGGCUUCCUCUCCACUACCUGGAGGCAGAAUUAGAAGACCCCUUUGCUUUCAAUGAGGAAGAUGAUGACCUAAAGAAAGGGGCAACAGUGAGGAAGAAGUUGCAGAGCAAGUUGGCUCAAAACCGGCAGCGCCAGAGAGAGACAGAGAUUUUAAAAGUUCGCCAAGAGCACUUUAGCCCCCUUCCUGCACCUUUGCAGCAGCAGCCUCUGCAGCAGCAGCACUCUCAUCUGCCACCUUCAUCAGCUUCGUUAAAGCCGACAGGGCUACCGCAGGGCGUAGUCUGCAAGUCACCUCAACCUCCGAACACCAGCCUACCAAUGCAGGGAGUGGCACCCACCACACACACUAUAGCACAAGCCCGGCAGUUGUCUAACAAGAGACCUCUGCCUCUCCUGCCACCUGCUAGGGCUCCUGUCGUGGACCCUCCAAGGACUGAUCGGGUCCUCAUGAAAGCCACAGCCUUCUCUCCGCACCUGUCCUGCAUGAGCCGACUACAGAGACUGGUGAAACUGUGCACUCGAAAACAGCAGCUGGACACUGAUCUGUUUCCACAUUUAGGGCUGGAUUGGUCUGAAGACAGUGGAGAAGAGUUGGAGGAUUCAGAGCAAACCUCCCCUUACCAGGUUGCAUGGUCUAUCCGAGAAACCCUCGGCUAUGAGAGACAUGAGUCCGAUGAUGACAAUGCAGAUGACAGGAGUUCCAGGGUGACCAGACUUUGCACUUACUUUCAGCAGAAAUACAAGCACCUCUGCCGCCUGGAGCGGGCAGAAUCUCGUCAGAAGAAAUGCCGGCAUACACUCCGGAAAGCCUUGCUGCAGGCGGCCAGCAGAGAGCCGGAGCGUGCUGGGCAACUGAUACAAGAACUCCGAAGAGCUACGUGUGCUCAUACCAGCACAAGCCAAGCAAGGCAGAGAGAUCCAGAACCAACAACCUGUUGUGGGACUUCAAAGGGAGAACAGUGCACUAACAAGGCCCUUCCAUUCACCAGGCAUUGUUUUCAGCAUAUCUUAUUGAACCGUUCUCAGCAGCUCUUCUCAAGUUGCACAGCCAAGUUUGCAGAUGGUCAACAGUGCUCUGUGCCAGUUUUUGACAUUACACAUCAGACACCUCUGUGUGAAGAACAUGCCAAAAAAAUGGACAAUUUCUUGAGAGGGGACAGCUCCCGUAAAGUUCAGCACCAGCAGCAGAGGAAACCCAGGAAAAAAACGAAGCCACCUGCACUUACCAAAAAACACAAGAAGAAGAGAAGGCGAGGCCCACGCCGGCCUCAGAAACCCAUUCCUCCUGCAGUGCCCCAAGGGAACCUCACCAUGCCUGCCAGUGUCUCACUGCCAGUAGAGAUGCCCCACAUACGGAGCCCCUCCACACCAGAGCUGAGUGCCGAUGAGCUGCCUGAUGAUAUCGCCAAUGAAAUCACAGACAUUCCACAUGACUUGGAAUUGAAUCAGGAGGACUUCUCUGAUGUCUUGCCACGGCUGCCCGAUGACUUGCAAGAUUUUGACUUCUUCGAAGGUAAAAAUGGAGAUCUCCUUCCGACUACAGAAGAGGCUGAAGAGCUGGAACGGGCCCUACAGGCUGUAACUUCUCUUGAGUGCCUGAGUACCAUUGGAGUACUUACACAGACAGAUGGUGUGCCAGUUCAGGAGCUGUCAGAUAGAGGGAUAGGGGUGUUCUCUACAGGUGCCGGAGCUCCGGGAAUGCAGUCUUUGAGUCGAGAGGUUAACACGGAUUUGGGGGAGCUGUUGAAUGGGCGUAUAGUACAUGAUAAUUUCUCCGGUCUGGAGCUGGAUGAGAACUUGCUCCGUUCUGCUACCUUGUCCAACCCACCUACGCCCCUGGCAGGGCAGAUCCAGGGGCAAUUCUCAGCCCCAGCCAACGUCGGCCUUACUUCUGCCACUCUGAUAAGCCAGAGUGGCCUUGGGGAGAGAGCCUUCCCAGGACAGUUUCAUGGACUUCAUGAUGGCAGCCAUGCCUCCCAGAGGCCCCACCCUGCCCAGCUGCUGAGCAAGGCAGAUGACCUGAUCACCUCACGACAGCAAUACAGCAGUGACCAUUCACACUCCUCACCCCAUGGAAGCCAUUAUGAUAGUGAGCAUGUGCCGUCUCCCUACAGUGACCAUAUCACAUCCCCUCACACCACAUCCUUUUCUGGUGAUAACUUGGCAGCUACCUUCUCAGCAGAGAUGCCCAUGAUGGCACAGCACUUGCUCCCAACUCAGCUGGAUGUGCCACUUAGCGGGGUGGUCAACCCCAGAACUCACUGGGGAAAUCUUCCUGUCAAUCUUGGGGACCCCUCUCCGUUUAGCAACCUUCUUGGUGCAGAUGGACACCUCCUGUCCACCUCCCUGUCCACACCACCUACCACCUCGCACUCAGAGACCACACAGCCUGCCUUCGCCACUGUGACCCCCAACAGCUCCAGUGUGCUUCCGGGGUUACCGCAGACCAGUUUUAGUGGCAUGGGUCCUGCCUCUGCUGAACUCAUGGCCUCCACCUCCCCUAAACAACAGCUCCCUCAGUUCAGCGCAGCCUUCGGGCACCAGCUGAGCUCCCACAGUGGCAUCCCCAAGGACCUGCAGCCCAGCCACAGCUCCAUAGCUCCUCCCACGGGCUUCGCAGUGACCGGUGCCACCGCUACCAGUACCAAUAAUGCAUCUGCGCCCUUCACCACCUCCAACUGAGCUUGUCUGCCUGCCUUCGUGCAGGUAGAUGGGGGACCUGUGUUUUCUAUCUUUCCUUUUUUCCUUUAUUUUUUCUGUCCUCCUUCCCCCCCCCCCCCCUUUUUUUUUUUCUUUUUAAGAGGGGGUUGAGGAGAAAACCCCUGCUUCAGUACUGACCAGGGUUAGCCCUCUGUGAACCUUGCUGUAACGUUCACAUGUGCUUGUUAUGCACCGGUGCUCAUUUAUUGCAGGCAGGUUCACUGUUCCCCAAUAAUUCCUUAAGGAUACAGCACAGUUACUGGAUGUAAUUGAUUUUAGCAGUAAGACCUAGAAAUGGGAAGAUACCUCAGAUUACUGAUGCAUGUUACUGUUCCCUAGGGUUUGGAUCAGUGCUUGCCAUCCCAUUAGCAUCUGGUAGAAAGUUUUCCAGUGGGCAGAAGUCUCUUGAUUAUUCUUAAUUUUUUUUUAGUUUUUUUCCAAAGGUAGCAUCUGGCAUGGAAAACUUGGCUGCACACAUUGAUUUGAGAAUGGUGCACUGAAGUCCUAAAUCAAGGUCAUAGUUCAAGGAAGAGUUUGGCAGUUUCUUAAAAUAGUCUCUUGACCUCUUCUGUGUGCGUGUGUGUGUUUGGGGUGCAGGGAGCAGCAGUUCCUUUUCUUCUUUUGGUGAAGAAGUGGGCGUUGUCCCCUUCCAGAACUGGUCCCUGUUCUUACUGCAUGCUGACUUUUGGUUUUUUAUGAUGAUGAUUUUUAAUUCAUUGAGCAGCAAGGGGAUCAGUUGACUGGUUGCCCAGAACUCUGAAGGCUGAUAUGAAGUUAGCCCAGGGAAAAAAAGAAAGAAAAACGGAAGCAUUGAAACAUCAUGGAUUAGCGAAGAUUCCUGUGCAGAAGUUCCCUCCCUUGCUGAAUUACUGUGGCCUUGUAGCAUUGAUGAUUUGCCUUUUCAAGUGUGGCUAUGUCCGGAACUCCUUGCCUGACAGGCUGACAGGUAUUUCCCAGCUGAAAGUGAAAGAAUUUGUUGGUAUUCUGCCCAUCCACACAAGUCUAGGUCAGACCCUUAGGUAAAUUUCAAAUGGAUGCAUUUCUCAAAUCAUGUCUAGCUACUGAGACUUUCUUGCAUAGUUUUACCCCCUCGGGAGCCGUAUAGUUUUUUUGACACUUGUAGGGUUUGAUGCUCUCUGUAUGGGAAGCUGAAUGUAUGUAAGGAACUAGCAGGUACCUAUCAGCAGUCAUGGCUAACCAAAAGAGAAAUCAUUAAAGCAAAAUAUAUAGAGAAUUCCUUCUGCUUGCAGGACAGUGUUGCUUUUAGUGCCCACCUGCUAAAGGUAGUAUUCGGACCCUUUGGUAGUAAUGUCACUUCUUAAAGAAAGGAGUCUGCUAGAUUGUAGAUUUUUAAAAUUUUAUUUUAUGUUUUUUAAUCCAAGAGAGAACAGCAGCAGAAAUUCUGAGGUGUUUACUGGCAUCUCUUAUCAGGAAGGGGGAAAAGGAAUUUGCUUGUGACUCUAUAGGGCUCAAACUUGCUACUAUAUUCUGACUUUGACUGUAAAAGUAGCUCCUACUUAAUAUAACAAGUCUCUACUCUUCUUGGUUUAUUUCUGAGAUGCAGAUGAGAGAGAAUAGAAAAUCCCACAUUUCAGUCUCCUACUGUAGAAGACAGAUUUCAUUCUACCUUACAGUAAAACAUCCUACCUGCGUGUAUUCUAGUCUAAUUCAGGAAAUUAAGAGAUACCAAGAACAUGCGAUAGGGAGGCCUAAUAAAUUGUUUGAGCAAGAGAUCAUUGAACAAAGUUUAGUCAUUACAUAUUCAUUUUGUUAGCAGUCAGGCCCACACCAAAAUCUCUGACCCAAACCUUUCCUUCCAUUUUGCUAAGGAACAGAAUUUAAACAGGAUAGGUCUUGUGUAUUCUUACUGUUGUAGCAAUCAUACUAUCCCUAUUUUCUUGAAAUAUUUGUCCUUCUUAAAUAUAAAGGAGUAUGGAUGAUGCAUAUGUCCUUUUCUGAAAUUGCAAGUGUAUGUGGGUGGAGGAAAGAAAAAUGAUUUUCAUGCUUCUGUUGUUAUGAAGUCCUUAUUUCAUACUUGGUAAAAUAGAUCUUAAUAAUAUAAGCCGAAUAUUUUAAAGUGGUGAUUUAAAUAUGUUUGUAACAUUUAAAUGUUUUUAAAUCAUGUAAAAAGUUGAAUUGAAGCCUAUGAAAUCCUGCUUUGUGAUUGUCCUGCUGAUUGAGGAAUGCCCAGUGGUAUUGUGAAAUGAGGCAAAUCUGACAAGGCAUUUAUUUAUUUUUGUAUUAUGUUCCCCAUACUUUGUUGAGGAGACAACUGUUUGAUUUGCAAAUGAUUUUCGUUGUGUCCGUAUACCUUCUUCGAUGUGUUUGGAUGACUGGCUGAAAAAGAGUGGAGAACUAGUAUACCAAAUGGUUAAGUCUUUAAUCUGCUUGUAUAUUCACGUCAUUUCAGAGGAUGUUAAUUUCUAUAAAUGGGUUUCAGGACUUUGGUCUUGAAAUCGUUCUUGUGCCCGUCAGACCUUUUAAUGAAGCUGCAGCUAGUGCAGAGCGUAUCUGCCCCACAUCACAUUUCUCUUUCUUAGGAAAUGCCGGGGGGGAAAGGGAGGAGAGGAACUGAGAGACAAGGUCUGCUUGGUCACGUUGCUAUAAAUUAUGGAGGACCUCUUUGGUCUUAGGUCACUGUGAGUUUGUACUGGUCUAACUCAGAACAGAACCCAGCUCCUAAUCUGAGGAUUGAUUUCGACAGGGAAUUUCAAAAGCUGUCAAUGCUGUGUGGGUCUGUAAUUCCUGUUUGAAAUCAGUGGCCGUUACGUACCUGCAUUCCUUUAAGGCAGCCUAGGAUAUCAGCUCUCUUCCCCCACUUAGACUUGGUAUCCCUUGAUGGCUCUUCCCUGAAAAGUGACUACAUAACAUUUUUUCAAUGAGCAAACUAAGUUUGCAAUAAAGCUGCACUUUUAAAAAUAAACUUCCAUUUGUAUACAUUGAAAUAGGAAUCCCUCUGUCCUGUCUGACACAGAGUUCUGAAAUGGGCCACCACUCUUGCCUUUUCCUGGUUCACCUCCCAACUUUUCACUGCUGCCAAUUUCAUGGUUGCAGCCUACCAAGCAGUUACGGGUCUUGAUCUUAGCGUUAGGAGGUUGAUCAUUGCAGGUGGGCUCCUACCACCACAGAACCUGGUGAUUUCAGUGAAUCAGUGUCUUUCUGUUGGGUGUGAUAGGUCCAGUCUGAGAGGUAUGUGCAGCCAGAGAUGUUUCAUGCCUCUUCCUCUGGAAAAUACUGCAGGUCUGGUUAAGGUAGUCCUCAAGGCUGUUAUUUAUGUGGUUCCCAAGUAGAAUCCAUGCCAUCUCACAAAGGUUUUUAAGUAUAAUCUCCUUGUAUAGCUAUUAGCACUCUGAUCACCCUUUCACCAAAGAGCCAGUGUAGCAAUUUCAGUCCAUUGAUUUGAGAUGGUCGAUACCUGUCGUGCCCUUUAUGUGUUAACAAAUGGAGUAAAGCUAGUUGAACCUAAAAGCUAAUUUCUUUACAUAAGAUUUGAGUUCUAAAGAAUUAAAAAAAAAAAUUAGACUUAAAGUACCAGUAACAUAAUUUUUGGUAAUAGUAGCACCUUAGUUAGUCUUUGUACAAAAGUACUUAACACAAGAUGAACUUUGGCAGUGUACAGAGGUUCAUCAGGAACAGUCUCAUGCUGGUCUGGUGUGUAAGGCGUUCUGUAAGAUACAAUUUGAUGUUUCCUUUCACUUAGGAAGACUAUGCCAACUUUGAGGGGAGCCAUAUGCACUUAGAUACCUCAGAGUUGAUUUGUUCUUUGGCCUCGUAAUUACUAUGAUACAAGAAGAUGUACGUAUGAUGGAAAAGGUGCAUCGUUUUGUCUCCUCCUGCCUUCCAGUUCCUAUAGGUUCUUGCUUGGUUUCUUUCUCAUUAGUAGCAUGCUUCUGUCUAUGGUUGGGCAUAAAGGCUUUAAAUCAGUAAUGCUGAGAGCACAGUUGCAGGUGUGCCUCAGGCACUGUGGAGAAGGUGGCAACAGCUAGAUUUCCCACUUCAUUCAGCAGGUUAGUGAAAUGAGGAUUUGUAGUUCUCAUUUGAAAAGCAUUGGGAGGCCCUGAGAAGCUGAUCACUUCCAAGGCAAAAAUCAGAAAUGGUGCUGCAAAUACAAAUGCAAGGAAAAAAUAAUGUCAGAGUCAUACUUAAUAGCGAAGAGAAGCCAAGGGAAGCGGUGCUUUUUAGAAAGUUUUGAGUUUGGGGGUUUUGUUUGUUUGUUUGGUUUUUUUUUUCUUGAGGGAGGCGGGUAUUGAAAUAAUUGGGAAGUUCUGUUGUGAGCUGUUAGGCGCAGUGUGAUGCCACUGGCUUCAGGGGCACGGCCAAGGCGACGGGCCUAGGACUGAACCUGCUGACCAGUAGCCAAUUUCAGUUUGAAGCUUCAUUUUGCUGUAACCACAUCUAAAUACAGUCUGGGAUUGAAUCUGUUUGCCAGGAAAGAAGAAUCUCAUGAAAGGAGUACAGUAAACAGUGGACAGAUGUCUCCCCCGAGAAGCUGGCCCUGGUGGUUACAUACACGUGGUGGUAGCCGGCUUCCAGACGGUGUCUCCUCCCUGAGCUCCUGCAGCGCCGUGGCUGCUGCGUUUCCCUGUAGGCACUGGCUGGGCUCCGGGGGCACUUCUCCCUGUCUCUGUGCUGCAGCGAGCUGAGUCCGCUGGUGGACAGUGGUGGACAGUCUGAGCCUUUGGGCAGGGAGGAGAGAAAAGUUUUUUAGAAGGGCCAGCUAGCUGCAGUUGACCCUUUCAAGACCUGUAGGGCACAGUGAUGGUGGCAGGAGGUCUUUUCAGCAGACAAACAAUAGAAAACUUACCUGCAGUGAUCUGCAGUGAGGUGUUUGUGUGGCUGUCCAGGCAGCUUCCCUGGUGGGAUGUUUAUUUUUGCUUUUGUAUUUUUACCAUUACGUGUGAAGGAGUCUCCUGUGCAGGCCAGUUGCAAGGUCCAGUGGUGGUGGAAAUAUUAACUGAAGGAAUAGUUUUAGGCUAAUGUGCUGACCAGGUCUCUUUAGGUCUUUCAGAUCUUUUGGAUAACAUUUAAUGAUGGGGGUGUUGUGGCUGCUUCUUGUACCUCCUUUAUUUUCUUCCUCUCUACAUUCUUCAUCAUUCUUUCUUUCAUUCUCCGGUUCUUAGAUGCUUCUCCAACGUAAGUAAUGCCAACCAGUAAGUCUUCUGUGGUCCUGAGUGAAUCUGACUGUAAAAUGAAAAGGAGGAGAGAUUCCUGCAAUUCAUAACAUACAUUUUGGAUGCUAGAAUAGCAGUGUAGUAGAUCAGAGUGUUUCUCAGAUCAGUAAGAUGAUGUUUCACAGCACACUGAUACGGCAUAAACUAGACUCUGAGGGUGCAACAUUGAUUGUGGGAGUGCACAUAUUAGCAGUGAAUGUGCAGGUAUUUUUACCAAGAGUUUACCUUCUUACAAGUUCCUCUGUUGAGAAGUGCAUCAGUAGAAAGCCAUGAAGAAAAGUUUAAAGUAUUCUGUUUAAUAUCCACAAACUGAAAUAAACAUAAGGAGGGUUGGUGGAAAAAUCUGCAUUUGUAUUUACAUUGUUAGGAGAGGUCUGGUCAUGAGGGACCUUAGCUCUGUCAGGUAAAGCUUUGGUUUUGUCUUUAAAACUACACAAAAACAGUGUUGUAGGAAAAGAAAAGUUCAGUGGAGAAGAAGGCGUUAUAAAAGAUAUGUCUUAGAACAAUUUUCUCGCUCGUGUCUUCAGCCUUUUUUUUAAAAAAAAACCCACAAACAAUAGUGACUGUUUUGGGAGCUUUUCCCUUUGCUGUUCUGCUACUUCUCAUGGUUGUUGGGUUCUUUGCUUUCCCCUAUUUUACUCUGCUUUCACAUACUCCUUCUCUGGCUACUAUGGAAUAAUGUAGUGGAAGCAUGAGAGGAGAAAGUGGGUUUGGCCAUGGGUUGCCAGCAAUAGUUGAAGGCUUUCUUUUUCUUCUCCUUGAAGUAAGUGUUGGCACCUCUUCAGUCUACUGUGGGUCAUAGAAAUCGGUUUAGAAGUGAACAGGAUGAAACUUGGGGGUUUGACCUUAAAACUGUACUUACCUGAGGUAGAAAAAUGCAUUCUUCCUACUCCUACCCCUCACUAGUCCCCCAAACACACACACAGAGUGAGAUGUCCAGACUACCCGCAUAUCGACUGCAUGCGUGUGCUGAACUUGGUCCAGUAGUGCUAAUUUUUUACCUGCUUUCUGCUGUCAGCCAGCACCCACAGGGGCAAACUCUGGAUAGGUAACGUUCCCAGCUAUCCUCUGGAAAACUUUAUUUUUGGUGCAGAUUGCUCUGACGUAGCUGACUGCGAUGGCUUCUACCUUGGAGUGGGCUGAUUUACCCUGAAAUGACUGUCUAACCUGCGUCUUAAACAGUGUAGUUAGUUCCGGUGCAAAUAGAUUCAUUCUGAAGUGAUGGACAGUUCGAUUCUCAUGCAAAAUAGCUACAUCCUACCAGAAGGGGUUGAACCAGUUUCUCUGAACAGUGAUGACCUUCACUGUACAGUUUUGGGUAUGUCUCAGGGAUUCCUUGUGGAAAUAAGGGCAGUUAACAAAAAACAAAAAAAAACAAAAAAAAAAAAAAAACCACACACAAAAAAAACCCACAACAAAAAAAAAAAAGAAAAAAAAAAGAAAAAAGUAAAUAGUUUUAAAAGUAAAUACUAAUUUAAGGUAGAGCGUCACCUAAGUGAGAGCGUAAGAAGGAGAAAUCUUUGUUCAGUUUUGUAGUCCACGGUGGUUUGGCUUAGGGACUCUUUCUCUUCUCGGGGCUCUCAUCUCAAGUUCAACAUACAGAAUCUUUUUCAUCACGCUCAGCUUUAAACUUUUUAUUUAAAGAUACCCUUCCCCAAUGAGCUUUCAGAAUACUUAUUGUAGAUUUUAAGAGAAAUGGUAUAUUAAUUUAUGCUAUUAACAUCACCUCAUAAAUUAUAAGUUUUAUACUAAAGCUGUAUUGAGUGUAAUGAAUUAUGUUGCAUAUGUGUUUUUAAUAGCUAUAAAAUUAUAUACAAGCUUUUUUGGAAAAACAAACUAGUGAAGCACCUUUUUACACUGGAUCUUUGCCGUGUCAAGGUGUACAGCUAUUCUUUGCUACCUUGCAGAUAUCUAUAUCUAUAUAUAGAUAUAUAUAUAUAAAUAAAAUAAAAUGGUAUCCUGUAUCAACAAGCAUAGAACUCUUUUUAACCCUUAUAUUACUGUUCCUAUAACUCUUUUUAAAUUUUGUUUUGAGUGUUCCAUUCUGCAAUAAUUUAUCCGUGGUUUGUACCUAUGAUUAGAAAUUUAGUUACAGGGUAAAUAGAUCAAAUUGAAAAAAUCCAACUCCUGUAGCUGGAAGUUGUGAACCAAGUUUGUAAGACCUUUUCUUUUUUUUAAAUGUAUUUAUUUCCAGUUAGCUCUGUGAGUUGGAAUUUGAAAAGUCAGAACAUUAGGAAUCUACAGUGUCUUAUUCAGGAAUUUUCCCUCUCCUUUCCUCACAAAGGAAUUCCCACUGUGACUUAUAAAUAGAAUUAGACUGCUUGUGUGCAUGUAUGUAUUAUAUAUACACACAAAAAUAUGCAUUGGGGGGGAUGUAUGUGCGAUACGAAUGUGUAUAUUGUAUGUAGGUCAUAGUUUUGUAAAGAGCAAAGUAGUCGAGAGGUGAUGGAAUGUAUUGUAGAAAUGUGAUUAUUUAGUAGGGGGUUGUUAAGUCCUCACUGUUGUAUAAAUAACUGAAACUCUCUACUACAUAAUCUUCUGUUAUAAGGCUAACUCUGAUAUCAUGUCAAUUUUACUGUUUUUUAAAUGAGUUACAUUGAGCCCUGUUUAAAAUGCCAUGAAAAUACCAAGCUCCCAAAGACAGCCUUUAAAUAAAACAAAUGGGGGAGGAGGAGAGAUGGGAGAAAUGAGUCAUGUUUUUCAGGAGAAAUUGAAAUGGGAAAGCUUGCAUUCGGUGGGAUGGGGAGGCACGGGUAUUGCUCUGUCUUUGCAUAUUAAUACCCGGAUCUCUUAGGGGCUGACUUGGAAAAUGUUGUCAAUCAGUGUACUUGUGUUUUCAAAUUAGGCGGUUAGGGGCACUGUUUGUCGAGUGAUCUCCAUCUAUAAAAGGAUCUUGUCUUCAAAGUAGAUUCUUUUCUUUCCUGGUGGUCUUUGCAUAUAUUAAUUUUGCCCCCAGAUUGCUGUUGUGGGAUUGCAGAACAAAAUACGCUUUCAAUCCAGGGAGUUUCACUUGCGCUGUGAAAUUCUGAAUUCAAUUAUGGCCACUUAACUCUUUUUUUUUUUUUUUUUUUUUCCUGUCAUUGGAGAAGGAAGAUUUCUUUAUGGGAGUUCUCACUUGAAAUUGUGAGAAGUCAGAAACAUUCUUACAGAUUGGCUUACUCUUCAUACUGUUCUAUUUAGGCUGGAGAAAGUAACCUAAUUGUUAUUUAUUCAUACAGUAUCACUUUUCAUGAUGAUGAUCCUGUUGACUUUAAAAAUCUGUUUAGAAAAACAGAGCUUCCAGUAUUGCAGAGACAUUUGGGUUUUUUUGAAGGCUUUUUUUAAGCAGUUGCAAAUCAAAUCUUAAUUUUCAAAAUUUUUUUUAAUGCCCCCCCUCGGUAUGUUGAUAUGCCCCCCAGGUGUCCCUCCCCCUUUCCUCCUCCCCGCAAUUCGUUUCUGGCACAUAUGCAUACAAGUGAAAGUGCAGGGAGGUGGAAGUUGUUAGAGGCCUUUCCUUCUCUUUAGUGGGUGGUAAUGGGAGUUAGCAGCAUACAUCUUUAUGCCUUCAUGGGGAAGAAUAGACCCAUUUUUGUGUAUACCUGUACAGAGAGAUUUAUCUGUAUAUGAGAUGUUGGUAGCACUUUGCUGAAUGUGGACUUGCCCUUAUGAUGUACAAUAAAUAAGUAUGAAUGCAAUCAAUCUAAAUCUAUAUAUACCUGCAUACAGAUGUAUAGAUGGAAUUUACAUUGUAUCACACACAUGUACAUUAGUUGUAACAUGAGUGUGUGAGCUAAAGAGAGACUAUCCAUGUGACAUAUGUGUAACAGGUAAGCACUUGUGCCAAACAAGGUUGUUUCAAUUCUUCUGAGGGAUUUGGAUGACAUCAGUGACUGAUGUGAGCUUGGUCACCAUUGAUUUGUGUUACCUCAGCCCUCACAGUGGAGUUUCCUUGGUACGUUUCUGCUUUUGUUUAUUCUAUAGAAAUAGUUGAGGCCUCUUGCAAUGCUGACCUCUUCUGCUUCCCUGCUCCAUUGCCUUCAUUCCAGCUCCUCCUUGCCCUUCCAUCUCUAGUUUCUCUUGCAAGCAGCAGUCAGCUUUAAUGGCCCAAUCCAGCUCUGCUUAUGCAUUAGGCAAAUUCUUUUGGUGGCUGUAGUGGCAGCUGAAUUGGGCCCUGAGCACUUGCUUGAACUUACACAGAAUUUCCUAGCUAUUCAAUUGUGCUUGAGUAUGACUGCGACUGAUUUGCAGAUGAACACAACCUUUCCUUUGAACCUGAUGCAAAGCUUCCUAGCAUAUUAAAAGGUUAACUCAGCACCGUAUUUUAGAGGUAAAUGUUCAAAAUGAGGAAAAUGCAGCCCACCCACCCCCACCCCACCCCCGAAAAAUUAUCUUCACUUUUCAGCCCCAGGGAGAAAAAGGGAGUUCGGUUAGUUGUUUCCUGUAACGCAUGCAGUAAGCAGAAGGCAGCCCUGUCUCUGUUCUGAGCAGUGGGGUUGUCAUCAAACAUAUCAAGAGAAACACAGCUCGUUAUAUUUUACCAUUAAACAGAUUUUGAAACGAGCUGCAGAGUUGACCAUUAACAUGCUAGCACUUUGCAUCUAAUUGUGUACUGAAUGAUCUUGCUUAUGCAAGUAAAUUGUGGGUUUAAGUAUUUUAUUUUCUGUUUUCUGGCUAAAUGGAGCUUCUGUAUCCUUUUAGCAGAAAGCAGCUGUCAGAAACCUGGCCGGUCACAUUUAAGCACUGUUGAAACUCCUGGCUAACUUAGGCUUCAGUGUCAGUGGAGAAUGCUGCUCCAAUUCUGUCAUCGAGCUGUACCGCAUUCCAUGUUUUCAGUAUCGAUAUGGCAUGAUUUUUCUUGGCCACAAUUCAGCCAUGGAAUUUUGUCUUCCUUGCAUCUCUUUUUAGAAAAAGGUAAACCGGUGUACCGUUCCAUCUGAGCUUUCAUGCAAUCAUAUACGACAAUUUCUAUAAUACAUAUGUUCGGGCGUGUGUCUGGGUAUGUCCGUGUACUGUGUGUGUAUAAUACCUAAUUAUAUGCACACGUAUAUUAUGCUAUUUCAGUUUAUGUAUGUGGAGAAUGUACGUGUUGGUUCUCCCCUGAUAUAUACUCAUGCAUACGUAUAUUAAAUAUGUAUAUAGGGUGUAGAUGUCCUGCAUAUACAUGUGUAUAUGUUGCGAACCUUGGUUGGCAAUUUUUCCCCCCACUUUUUGCAAAUUGCUGUCCCUAUGACAUAUUUUUCACUGAAGCUGCAUUAUAUAGAAGAAAUGGAGAAAUGUGUUAUCAACGUUUUAUUUUAAAAAGGAGACUGAAUUACCGAAAGCCAUUUGUAAUUGUCUUUUGGAUUUUUACUAGAAGGGUUGUUACUUUAAAAAAGGAAAAGGAAAAAAAAAAAGAGAAAACAAAAAAAACAAAAGCAAGCAGACAAGCCCUUACUCCCACCAUCACUCACAUAGGCAUAAGAAAGAAAUGGAAACACAAGUUUCUAAGUAUUUAUUUCCUUUGGGGAAUUCUGAGGCAUACUGUAAUUGCAUUCUGCCCCAUCCCCCUUUUGUCCAAUUAUAAUUAAUGAUUCAUGGUUUCUUUUACACAGCUUUUCCCCUCAUUACUUCCGUAGAUCAUUGUUCACCUCCUACAUUCAAUAGUGCUGAUAUCACUAAGGAGAUUUCAUGUCCUUCUGUCCUUUUCAGGAGAAAUACCAGAGCAUCACUAUUGUGUUACAUUUUAACAUACUUUGUGGAGGAUGGAUGUUUUUAUUGAAGAUGUCUUUAACAAGUCUUUAACUUACUUAAUGUGAGAAGCCUUCAUUGGAAUAUAUCGUUUGUUUGUUUCCAACUGGUUUCUGAAACUUUUUUCACCAACAGAUUAAGUAGUUCCCUUCUUAUUUGAUGCCUGAGAUUUCAGGGUUUGGGUUUAUUGUUGUGGGUUUAUUUUUUGAUGUUUUUUUUCCCCUCCAGUUCCCCAAAAUGUUUGUCUGCAAGUGGAGCAAAACAGAUGUCAGAAUCUCAGCUAAUAUUCUUUUGCAGUUAAGGGUAAAUAUCUUUAUCCUAGUCUUAAUAAAAGAGAAGGUGGCAGAAGGACAAUCCAAAGUGCUGAGAGGGAAUGCUCGCCCUUUUUAAGGCUGUCUCAGAGAAGUUUGUGUUUGGUGUCAUUUUAAAGGUAGCUUGAUCAUGCUUUGAUAUCAGAAACAGCCUUGUAACAAAGAGCCUCGUACAGUUGUUUGGCCACUAGAGUUUGAAAUGUGAACAAGUUGCAGUGGGAAAGCAAAGGUGAGGCAGUGUAUUUUGAACCAGUGAAUUGUAGCUUGCAAAUGUACCUGAUUUUGAAGUAACUGCAUGGUAGCAAGGAUUAGCAGUCUCUUACACCCCUUCCUCCUUCCCUCUCAUCCCUGACACGUAUUUGGCAUACCGUACAUUGGGAAAAAUAAACAACUUGCUCCAGCAAAGCUAAAUCCACUUAAUGACUGCUUAAAGGGAACAUACAAACUUGCAUUGCUGCAUCCCGCCUCAUGGUAUUAGCUGGAAGACUAGCUAAUACGCACAAAAAGCCCAGUCCAGGUUGCUUCUGCAGAUGUGUCUAGUUUGGAGAGUGUGGUGCAUGGGGAUGCCUGAGAAGAAGGGUCCCUUCCUACAGGGUCCCCGGCAGCGAUAGUAACUCACACUACUGCUUCUAGUGCUGGAGGCUCACAGACAGCAUUCCAGGGGCGGGUAGGAAAGCUCAUGUUUGUACUUUCCCUUUAAAUAGGAAAGGUUGGCUCACAUGUUCCUCAUACUUCUCAAUGAAUGUACUGUAUUACCAUUUAAAAAAAAAAAAAUCAAUGAAAUGAUAAUAGAUUGGUCUCCUUUUGUUAUCUGGUCCUUGUUUAAUUUGUUUAAGGGUUUUUGUAUACAAAAGUUUACAUUUUUAUGUAUAUUUUUCUUGUGUAAAAACUGAUGUAAUAUGUGUAUAAAACACUGUAUGUAUUAUCUGUAUAUAGUGUGACAAAAUGAUUUUCUUUCUUUCUUUUGGAUGUAUUAAUAAAUCUUGCUGUGAAGUA